Messenger RNA from Bradysia coprophila, 1888 nucleotides. It is a transcript of the gene Gabat, whose product is annotated as 4-aminobutyrate aminotransferase. NCBI's taxonomy places the organism in Eukaryota, Metazoa, Arthropoda, Insecta, Diptera, Sciaridae. Gene Ontology annotation, cellular component: mitochondrion. Gene Ontology annotation, biological process: GABA catabolic process. The record is from RefSeq and is a predicted model, not a curated record. Gene Ontology annotation, molecular function: pyridoxal phosphate binding; 4-aminobutyrate:2-oxoglutarate transaminase activity.
AAAGCGAAAACGAAAGCUUUGAUCCUAUGCGCAGUACACACCAGUACAGGUCUCUUCUUCGACUGUGAACGUUGUCUUUUUAUAAGGCGAAGCAUAGAAACAACAAAAAUAAUUUUUUUCGUUGAGGUAUACGACAUCAUCAUUGUACAUUCGUGGAUUUAGUGCUUACGAUUAGAUAUUAAGGUGUUUAUAAAAUGUACAAAACAUUCCUUCAAUCCAGGGUACUGACUAGAAACGCCUUCCAAACAAGCCGAUCCUUCUCCAGCGCUUUUGCGGUAAGGGAAUACGAUGGACCGACUAUUAAAACCGAAAUUCCUGGACCAAAAUCAAGGGAACUUCUUAAUCAACUGAACAAGUUGCAGAAUGCCGGCUCUGUACAAUUAUUCGCCGAUUACGAUAAGUCCUUUGGAAACUAUUUAGUCGAUGUUGAUGGAAAUGUUCUUCUGGAUAUUUACACUCAAAUAUCGUCCAUUCCACUUGGCUAUAAUCAUCCGGAACUUCUUGAAGUGUUCGAGUCGAAACAUAACUUGAGGACAUUGAUAAAUCGACCAGCCCUUGGCGUUUUUCCCGGCAGCGAUUGGCCGAAUCGAUUACAAUCAAUUCUAAUGUCUGUCGCACCACAAGGAUUGGAUAGCGUUACAACGAUGAUGUGUGGUUCGUGCUCGAACGAAAAUGCAUUUAAGAAUAUCUUCAUCUGGUAUCGCAAGAAUCAACGCGGAGAAAAUGUACAAUUCACCGAAGAAGAGAUUUCUUCUUGCAUGAUAAAUCAAUCGCCAGGAUCACCUGCUCUUAGCAUUUUAUCGUUCAAGGGAGCCUUCCAUGGCCGCACUCUCGGAACAUUAUCGACAACGCACUCAAAAUACAUCCACAAAAUCGAUAUUCCUUCAUUCGACUGGCCGAUAGCCGAUUUUCCUAAGUACAAGUACCCACUGGAAGAUAAUGUCCGAGAAAAUGCAGCUGAAGAUCAGCGCUGCUUGGCACAAGUUGAAGAACUCAUCGCACAAUACAAUAAACGGAAAAAUUACGUUGCUGGCAUCAUCGUCGAGCCGAUUCAGAGCGAAGGUGGUGAUAAUGAGGCGUCACCGGAAUUCUUCCAACAACUCGAAAAAAUUGCUCGCCGUAACGGUACUGCACUGUUAAUAGAUGAAGUUCAAACCGGUGGCGGUCCCACCGGUAAAAUGUGGUGCCACGAACAUUUUAACAUCACUCCGGACGUGGUUACAUUCAGCAAGAAGAUGCAGCUGGGCGGUUACUAUCACACGAAAGAUCUGAAGCCACCGCAACCGUACAGAGUUUUUAACACUUGGAUGGGAGAUCCGGGAAAAUUACUAAUUUUGGAACAAAUUCUGAAAGUAAUUCAGCGCGACAAUCUAUUGGCGAAUGUCAAUAAGGUUGGGAAGAAAUUGAGAAGCGGAUUGCUUGAAGCUCAAAAAGAUUUUCCUCAUUUGCUCAAUUCCACCCGAGGUCGGGGAACAUUCUUGGCAAUCAAUUGCGCCACCGCAAACUUGAGGGAUGAUUUAGUUGGUCGAUUAAGGGCCAAUGGUGUUCAAUCCGGUGGAUGUGGAGACCAAGCCAUUCGAUUCAGGCCAGCCCUGACUUUCGAGGAACGACAUGUCGACAUAUUCUUGGAUAAAUUCCGUCAAGUUCUCAAAGAUACUAAGUAAAAUGCGACUCCAGUUAUCUAAUAAAAAUGGAAUUGUUAGCUAAGUGUCAAAGAUCAAAUUUUAGUUAAAAAAAAUUAUUUUCUGUGCACAUCAAAGUUUAAUAAUAAAUUGAGCAACGCAAGUCUUCCAUGUAAUGCGAUAAUAAUUAGUUUCUUAGGCAAUCAAUAAAACUGUAGCAAUGAAAUGUUAAUUAUUAAUUGGCAGAAAUAUUAUGUUUGAAAAUA